Messenger RNA from Soboliphyme baturini, 333 nucleotides. Lineage: Eukaryota; Metazoa; Nematoda; Enoplea; Dioctophymatida; Soboliphymatidae. The record is from the annotation of a GenBank genome assembly.
AUGAAGUUGUUGCGGUUAUCCGACCGGCAGAAUACCCAGGGGACGGUCAAGAUUAACCUUGUGCAAAUAUAUGGAAGGAAUCUGUUCCAGACUCCAGCUAUCUUCUGCCGAAGUUCAGACUCUGGCACAGGAUCGGGAACGUUGGAAGGUCUGUCUGAUUCGUCUGCCUCCGCAACCCGAAAGGAGAAGCGGCGAUGGAAGAUGAAGAUGAAGAAGGUUGUUGCGGUUUUGUGCAAACAUCAGACCGUCCAUUAUGAGCACCUUCUUCGAACAUCGAGGAGUGCUUCCGUAUGCCUGGUGAAGGGAAGGUUGGACACAGAAUUCGAUGACUGA